CAGGACCUCUUCGCGUACAGGUUAACAUCAGGACAUUGAGUCGCUUUUAACCCGGAGAUACCAAACCCGUUCGACUAAUUAAUUAAUCUCCGAAGCUAAGCAUGUCUGAUCGGUCUGUCACCCCGGGUUCGGAGGCUUCCAGUCGGGCACACGAGUUCCCCCGGACGAUGUACACCCAGGAGAGCCUAGCUGCCUCUCUUCAGUUCGCCAACGGGAUGCUGCAAGACCCAAACUCCUUGUUCAAUAAACCCGCAUCCUACAACGGUAUCGCCACCCAACACUUCUUCCCGUUUUCUGCCGUCGGCGGUGACUAUCGACAUCCCGAUAUCCAGGUAGCGGACCUGAGCCAAGCCAGACACUGGUACCCCUUCUCUACCCCGGAGCUCACGGGCCAAGUAGCGGGAAUGACCACAGCCCACCAACCGGCGAAUCUGAGCCCACGCAUCGCAGAAACCCGGGAUCAGAUUAAAACACGUCUUGACUUGCGUGACGACCAAAAAGGUCUGCGACCCGGAUAUGCGUCCUACUCUUGCUGUCUGUUGGGGGUACCUACAUGUCACGUUCGAGGGUUUGUGUUCGCCGGCAGGAGACGUGUCCGCACGGUUAUCGCGAGUCUACGGUACCUCCGGGUCGUCCCACGGUUGCGACUAAAAUCCAGCCCUGGCUGGAGUCUGUCUGAGAAUGCUGUGAUGAGAUUAUCUCUCUGUCUCUCUCAGAUGUACAAGAUUGAGCGUGUGUUUGCUGACACUCGGAAGAGGAAGCGCCGGACCAGCCUGGAAGUGAAUGUGCGCGGAGCGCUCGAGUCGUACUUCAUAAAGUGCCCGAAGCCCAACACUCAGGACAUCACGCAGAUCGCAGAGGACCUCAGUCUGGAGAAAGAUGUACGCAGCUUUCUUUUUUUAAUACCUUUACUGGGAGGAAUACUAAACCUUGCAGGAAUGGCAUUGUAGAGCUUUUACUGUGUGUAGUGCCUUCUGGUGUUUGGAUAGUGUAGUUGCAUUAUCAAAAUUAUUUACAACAAUGUUUGUUUGGACAUUCACAUGUGCAAGUUGUAUUUGUAGAGUGGUGUGUGUCGCUGUGCCCCCCCUGACCGCUCUCUCCUCUCCUCUCCUCUCAGGUGGUGCGGGUGUGGUUCUGUAACCGGCGUCAGAAGGGGAAGCGUC
This is a messenger RNA of Polyodon spathula (Mississippi paddlefish), 1163 nucleotides long. Its product is annotated as POU domain, class 5, transcription factor 1-like. Gene Ontology annotation, biological process: regulation of transcription by RNA polymerase II. Bases 102 to 950 code for a protein of 282 amino acids. The transcript is spliced from 3 exons. Gene Ontology annotation, molecular function: DNA-binding transcription factor activity, RNA polymerase II-specific; RNA polymerase II cis-regulatory region sequence-specific DNA binding. NCBI's taxonomy places the organism in Eukaryota, Metazoa, Chordata, Actinopteri, Acipenseriformes, Polyodontidae. The record is from RefSeq and is a predicted model, not a curated record.